AUGGAGCUGCGAUCUCAACAUCCCCCAUAUCCUCAGGAAGCUGUCGACGACGACGAACGACCAGACUUGCCAGACGACAUCGAGUUUACGAUUCGCCUUCACCAGCCGUCACCAUCCCCUGCUCCCCAGCCGUCGCCCUCUGAACGCCGAAAACUCGUCUCGCCCGUCAUGAGUGCCGUUGACGAGCAGGCGAUCCCGCCAGUCCCUCCCCUUCCGCCCAACUUUAUGCGCAAGUCUCUCGGAGUACAACAGCGAAGAGACGAGUUCGACCUUGGAACGAGCCCGCCCUCGCUUGCUCGGAGGCACAGUGAUCCGCCGCUCUCGGCCUCUUCGCCGCCGUCGACAAGUGCGGCUUCGGACGACGAUGGAGCGAUCAAUUCAAUCACGACCUUUACCCCGCCGCCGCCCCAGGCCACAUCUGCGACAUCUGCGACACAGUCAGGAUCUUUUCGAUCACCAGCGACCAAGCCCGUUCGACGACGUGUUCCGCCACCGACUCAUUUGUUCGAUGGCCCUGUGACGCCCCCCGAAGCAUGCUAUGCACCGCGGACGCCCCCUGAGGCUGCUUGCAUUUCGUUCGACGAUGCCCCUCCGCUUCCGGGCCCAGUCACUGGCAUGACCAUUCUGCCCUCUGCCUCGAGCGUUUCAGUGACUACCCCCAAGGCGCCAAAGUGGUUUGAGAAUGCAAGGCCGCCCGCAGGGUACGCGGAUUCGAUCAUGGCGAGGUACGGAUCUUACAACCAGUACGCGACAGAUCGAGGGGACCGAAGAUCCGCCGUCGUGGGGGCUGCCGCUUCGGACGGCGACAUCGCAACCAGGCGCAGGUCACCGCCUAGCUCCUCUUCCAACUUGGCCCAAACGUGUCACCCCGGCCUUAGUACAAGUACCAUCAACUCUCUUCCGCCCACCCCCCGGACAUCAAGGGGACAUAGCGUCAUUUACAACGAACGUUCCGACCGCAAAGACACUGUAUCCUGGGCCAACACUUUCGGCCGCAACUCGACUUCUUCCGAACCACCCCGGCAAUCAAUGGAUCACGGCUGGCCGUCUCCGCAUCACGCCUCUGAAGACGGACACGUUCACGCUCACCAGCCCUGUCCCGACCUCACCUGUUCAUCAAACGAGGAUCACCAGGAGGUUAUGCUCGGUGGCAGCACUGAGAUGACCGAGGAAGAAAUGAAGGAAAUGGAACAGUUUAUGGCCGAGGCUGUCGAGGAGCAGGAGCAGUGGGUCGACGAGGAGGUUCCUGAGGAGGAGGACGACGAGGACGAGGACCUUGCCAAGCGCGAUCACGACCCGUCAUGGACUUGGCAGAAGCCCUCGCGGAAGAUGGUCAUGAAGGCCGCCGACUGCAAGCUGUUCGACGAGUACGGCAACCAGCUCAAGUUUGGCGACCUUCUCCCCGACUCUGACGCGGACAUUGACGACGCGGCCUCGCAACUACUCUCGCCUGUCGACACGAACGACACUGCGCCGACGAAGAGCCUGAAGAGCAUUCACUCGCAGACGAGGGUGAACCAACUCCCGAAGCCGCCCAAGUACACGAGGACUGUUGUCUUCUUCGUCGGUCACUGGUGGUGCGGUCUGUGUCACGACUACGUCCUCAUGUCCCUCGCUAAGCUGUCCCCGGCCGCGCUCCUCCGCGCUGGCGUCAAAGUCUGCGUCAUCUCGUCUGGCACCUGGAAGGCGAUCACGAAGUACAAGGAGAUGUUCAACAUCCCGGCUACAUUCAACGUCUAUGUCGACCGCGGUACGCGGCUGUACAAGGCUCUCGGCAUGCGCUCGCGUAUGCCCAACCCGUUCCCCGAGAUGAAGCUCAAGUUCCGACCAAGCUACCACCGACACGCUUUCCUGCGCCAAAUGGCGAACGGCAUGAGCAACGGUUUCUUCCGUCUGACCGGCUUCACUAACCCGGGCAAUUUCCUCCAGCUCGGCGGCGAGUUUGUCUUUUCGGACGACUUCAAGUGCGACUUUGCCCACAGAAUGGCGGCCCGAAGUGACCACUGCGAGGCUCCAGACGUUCUGCGCGCCGUUGGUGUCGAGGAGGUUAGCCUCGGAGCGCCCCUGAAGAGCGAGGACUCCAAGGUCGACCUGCUUGCCAAGGAGAAGGAGGAGCCCGCGCCCAAAUCCGAGGAGGAGCCCAAGGAGGAGAUCGAGGAGGUGCGCGACGAGGACGACGUCGAGCACACCGACGACGGCAGCUCGCGGAGCAGCGGAACGUCGUUGCGCAACGAGAAGCACUCGGAGCGCACUGAGCGGCCGUCGACGCCGGCGCCCGUCGUUCACGUCUAA
Molecule: messenger RNA, 2292 nt
Organism: Trichosporon asahii var. asahii CBS 2479
Lineage: Eukaryota; Fungi; Basidiomycota; Tremellomycetes; Trichosporonales; Trichosporonaceae
Product: fmHP-like protein
Exons: 2
Coding region: 1-2292 (763 amino acids)
Source: RefSeq, a predicted model, not a curated record